GAUUAGACCCGCCCACACUGUGUGCAUCAGCAUCAAGCUAAGGUCACUCUCAUUCGGGAACUUACCCAGCACUGCACAACACCAGCGAAGGAGAGAUUUGCUGCAAAUCCACAACCAAAAUGUCUCUGUCAAACAAACUCACUUUGGACAAGGUGGAUGUGAAAGGGAAGCGCGUGAUCAUGAGGGUUGACUUCAACGUGCCUAUGAAGGACAAGACGAUAACCAAUAACCAGAGAAUCAAGGCUGCAGUCCCAUCAAUUCAAUAUUGUUUAGAUAAUGGGGCCAAAGCUGUAGUUCUGAUGAGCCACUUGGGCCGGCCAGAUGGAGUCCCCAUGCCAGACAAGUACUCUCUGGAGCCUGUGGUUGCAGAACUCAAGAACCUGCUGGGAAAAGACAUUCAGUUCCUGAAGGACUGUGUGGGUCCAGAUGUGGAGAAAGCCUGUGCAGACCCACCUGUAGGUUCUGUCAUUCUGCUGGAGAACCUGCGGUUCCAUGUGGCCGAGGAGGGCAAAGGCAAAGACGCAUCGGGUAACAAGACCAAAGCAAGUCAGGGGGAAAUCGAUUCUUUCCGAGCCUCCCUAUCCAAGCUGGGUGAUGUCUACGUCAACGAUGCCUUUGGAACUGCGCACAGAGCUCAUAGCUCCAUGGUUGGAGUGAAUCUCCCUCAGAAAGCAGCUGGUUUUCUGAUGAAGAAAGAGCUGGACUACUUUGCCAUGGCCCUUGAGAAACCACAGAAGCCUUUCUUGGCCAUUCUCGGAGGGGCCAAGGUCAAAGAUAAGAUUCAGCUGAUCAACAACAUGUUGGACAAGGUGAAUGAGAUGAUCAUUGGUGGGGGAAUGGCCUUUACUUUCCUCAAGGUUCUCAAGAACAUGGAGGUGAGUGGCUUGAAGCUUCAUUCAAACUGCAAACUAAAGUGCCCAACUGCAUUUUUUGUUUAAAAACACAUUGACGAGAAGGCGGUGACAGGGUCUGCAUCAGUAGCCGAUGGUAUUCCAGCUGGCUGGAUGGGUCUAGACUGUGGUUCUGAGAGCUCAAAGCUCUAUGCAGAGGCUGUAGCCAGAGCCAAGCAGAUUGUGUGGAAUGGACCUGUUGGUGUGUUUGAGUGGGACAACUUCUCUCGUGGAACCAAGAACUUGAUGGACAAAGUUGUGGAUGCGACCAAAAAUGGCUGCAUCACCAUUAUUGGUGGGGGAGACACAGCAACCUGCUGUGCCAAGUGGGACACAGAAGACAAGGUCAGUCAUGUGAGCACAGGAGGCGGAGCCAGUCUGGAGCUGCUGGAGGGUAAAGUGUUGCCUGGUGUUGAUGCCCUCAGCAACGCAUAAUUGCUCUGAGCCUCUUCUGCCAAGGGUUGGGAAGCUGUCAUUCUUACUCACUCAGCAUUUGUUCAGUGUUCUAUCACCUGCAAAUGACAACUACUCCACUCUCUAUGGACUCUCUGACCUGUUGACUCAUGCACAUUCAGAUCAUCCAUUUGCUUAUCUUCUAUCAAAUAACCUAAAGCGUUUCUCAUUCAAGAUUUUUUCAUCCAUUAUGAGUGAAAGGUUGACAUCAGCAGUAAUGGCUGUUCCUGUUAUGGUUGUUAUAUUCGAGAAGAUGGGUCAUUUGUUUUAUCUGCUUAAGUGUUAAUGUGUCCCAUUGUAGUCUGAAUGUGUGCAUAGUGUAAUCGUUGUGUUGUAAUUCAAAAGUUUAUAUUUGAUAUUUGUGGCCUCCCCACAGAUGUUGAGUACCUGUAAUACUGUAGACACUUUCCUCCCCAUAUUGCACUUGUCAUCCUUGACCUGCAGCUUAUGAGAUGGAUGUUCCGCACUGGAAUUAUUAUGAUGGGCUAAUUGUUAGACCCAGGCGACAUGUCGUGGAGUAAGAAUGAAAAUAAUAAUAAAAAUCAUAAAAAUCA
This is a messenger RNA of Sinocyclocheilus grahami, 1897 nucleotides long. Its product is annotated as phosphoglycerate kinase 1. The transcript has 10 exons. NCBI's taxonomy places the organism in Eukaryota, Metazoa, Chordata, Actinopteri, Cypriniformes, Cyprinidae. Gene Ontology annotation, biological process: gluconeogenesis; glycolytic process. Gene Ontology annotation, molecular function: ATP binding; phosphoglycerate kinase activity; ADP binding. Gene Ontology annotation, cellular component: cytosol. The record is from RefSeq and is a predicted model, not a curated record.